AGGCGAAGUAGUAUAAAGUCAUGGAAGGAGAUAGUUUUUUUACAGUUUUUUUUUUAGAUAGCAGCGAACUUCUCGGCGAAAGCGCUUUCAUCAAUGGAUGUUCCUGCAAGCGGCUUCCUUGGUAUACUAAAGGACUGCAAAAAUACAAAAACCUUACGAACAACUACUACAAAAAAUAUUCCAAGACACAUAACCCAGCAGAUGGUGAAAUAUAUUGGCAGCACAAACGCUUCCUUGGUAUACUAAAGGACUGCAAAAAUACAAAAACCUUACGAACAACUACUACAAAAAAUAUUCCAAGACACAUAACCCAGCAGAUGGUGAAAUAUAUUGGCAGCACAAACGCUUCCUUGGUAUACUAAAGGACUGCAAAAAUACAAAAACCUUACGAACAACUACUACAAAAAAUAUUCCAAGACACAUAACCCAGCAGAUGGUGAAAUAUAUUGGCAGCACAAACGAUGAAAUUAAGUACGAAAUAAAUGGAUGAGAGAUUAAUAGAACACGAUUUGUCGGUAGGAAUACCACCCUAAAAAAAAUGUUAUAUCUCUGCAUAAUCGUAUUCCGGAGUUGGUAUUCAUGUUUACCACAAAUUGGGGCAUGGCAGCCAAAACAGCUGGAAAGUGAAAUUAUCGGCUAACCGCAGAAACCACGAUUUGCCUCAAUUUGAUUUUCACUGAAUGGAGAACUUAUCACAAAUAAUUUAACAAACUUAAAAGUUUACUUGAAUUCUGACUCAUAUCCGUAUAAUAAUCUGAAGGUCGAUUUUA
Molecule: messenger RNA, 770 nt
Organism: Drosophila biarmipes
Lineage: Eukaryota; Metazoa; Arthropoda; Insecta; Diptera; Drosophilidae
Exons: 6
Coding region: 21-362 (113 amino acids)
Source: RefSeq, a predicted model, not a curated record